AGUUCCCACACUUUAGUCGGUCUAUUUCUCUCGUCUUAAGAUUUUUUCUUAACUACUGUCCUUCCCUCUAUCAACUAAUCAUCAACCCAUAUUCAAAGGGCAAAACCGGAAACUGAAUCCCAAAAUACCCGAAAAACUCCUUAUUCCGUCUUUCUCCUUUUCUUUGUCCGACCGUAGCUUUUUUCUCUUUCUUCAAUGGAGAUUUCUCCGGCAACCCCGGCAUCUUCUUUCGAUACUCAGAUCAAAACCUUAAACUCAAAUGGAGAUGAUGCAUCUUCAUCUGAAAUGAUUGAUUCAGAAGAUUUUAAAAUCGACGGUCACAGUGAAGAGAGAGAAUCCACCGGGAAAAGUAACAAUAUCCCGGAGACUGAAACAGCAUCGUCAGCGAAGAGGAAUGUGUUCGAUGAUGACGAUGAAGAAGAGGAUGUUUGUAGGAUUUGUAGGAAUUCUGGUGAUGCUGAUAAUCCUUUGAGAUAUCCUUGUGCUUGUAGCGGUAGUAUUAAAUUCGUUCAUCAGGAUUGCCUUCUCCAGUGGCUUAGUCACAGUAAUGCUCGUCAGUGCGAGGUGUGCAAGCAUGCAUUUUCAUUCUCCCCCGUUUAUGCAGACAAUGCUCCUACUAGACUUCCGUUCCGGGAAUUUGUAUUUGGGAUUGGAAAGAAGACUUGUCAUGUCCUGAAAUUCUUUUUGCGUCUUGUUUUUGUGUUAUCUGUUUGGCUUCUUAUUAUACCUUUCAUCACCUUUUGGAUUUGGCGGCUGGCUUUUGUUCGUAGUUUCUCUGAUGCAAAUCGCUUAUUCCUCAGUCAUAUGUCAUUUACUGCUAUCCUCACAGAUUGUCUACAUGGAUUUCUUCUCUCGGCGAGCAUUGUGUUUAUAUUCCUUGGGGCAACUUCUUUGAGAGAUUAUUUUAGGCAUGUACGAGAAGCACAAGGACAUGAUGCGGAUAGAGAGGUUGAAGGGGAUAUAAAUGGUGGCCAAGCAGUUCGAAGGCCUCUUGGACAAGUCAAUAGGAAUCUGCUUGCUGAUGGCAAUGUUGAUGAUGUUGGAGAAGCUCCUGGAAUUGCUGGAGCUAAUCAAUUGUUAAGACGGGCAGAACAUCUUGCUGCUGAUUGGGAGAGGCGGGCUGCUCGACUUGAAGUUCAGGUUGAUCAGAUUUUUGAUGGUCUGGAUGAUGCUGAUGGUGCUGAUGAUGUUCCCUUUGAUGAGCUUGUGGGCAUGCAAGGUCCUGUCUUCCAUUUGGUAGAGAAUGCUUUUACUGUUUUAGCUAGCAACAUGAUCUUUCUUGGAGUUGUUAUCUUUGCUCCCUUCUCACUUGGGCGUGCAAUAUUACAUUAUGUAUCGUGGCUUAUUUCUUCUGCUACAAGUGCCACAUUUUCCACAAUGACACCAUUUACAGAAUCAGCACUCUCCUUGGCUAAUAUCACCUUGAAAAAUGCCUUAACAACUGUGACGAAUCUUUCUGAGAACUCGGAAAAUCUUAUUGAUUAUGUAACUGAAGUAAUGAAACCAAAUGCGAGUGAACUAAAUGUGUCUUCCAACAACAUUAGCUCCCCCCUGGCUUCUGACGUCCUGAAAGGAGUGACUGCUGGAACAUCCAAGCUUUCUGAUGUUACAACACUGGCUGUUGGAUAUAUGUUUAUUUUCUCACUUGUCUUUCUUUACUUAGGUGUGGUUGCAUUUGUUAGGUAUACCAAAGGUGAGCCUCUUACUAUGGGGAGGUUCCAAAGUAUUGCUUCUGCAGCAGAGAAUAUCCCAUCUCUUUUACGACAGUUCUUCUCAGGCAUGAGACAUUUAAUGACGAUGAUUAAGGUUGCAUUCCUUCUGGUUAUCGAGCUUGGGGUUUUCCCUUUGAUGUGUGGCUGGUGGCUGGAUAUCUGCACAAUACGUAUGUUCGGAAAAAAUAUGGGUCAAAGAGUUGAAUUCUUUUCUGUCUCUCCAUUGGCCAGCUCUUUGGUUCAUUGGGUUGUCGGGAUAUUCUACAUGCUUCAGAUUAGUAUAUUCGUCAGCCUUCUUCGAGGGGUGCUACGUACUGGAGUCCUAUAUUUUCUUCGAGAUCCAGCUGAUCCCAACUACAAUCCAUUUCGCGAUCUCAUUGAUGAUCCAGUUCACAAACAUGCUCGCAGAGUUUUGCUUUCUGUAGCUGUCUAUGGAAGUUUGAUUGUGAUGCUCGUUUUCCUACCUGUCAAACUUGCAAUGCGAAUGGCACACUCCAUAUUCCCUCUAGAUAUCUCAGUAUCUGAUCCAUUUACUGAGAUACCUGCUGAUAUACUGCUGUUCCAAAUUUGCAUCCCCUUUGCCAUUGAGCAUUUCAAAUUGAGGACUACAAUUAAGUCUCUUCUUCGGUCUUGGUUCACUGCUGUUGGCUGGGCUCUUGGAUUGACUGAUUUUUUACUUCCUAAGCCUGAAGAUUUAGUUGGUCAUGAUGAUGGCAAUGGUGAAGCAGGUAGACUGGAAAGAUUACGUGGUCUACAGGUGGGUGAGGCACAGCAGGAUCAACCUCAGCGACCACUUCUUCCUGAUGCUCAUAACAAUGAGGCCCAUGGGUCUGUAAAUUCCGAUGUAAUGGAGGAUUAUGAUGGAGAAGAACAAUCUGAUUCAGUACGGUGCAAAUUUGUAUUUCGUAUUGUCCUACUCUUGGUGGUGGCCUGGAUGACCUUACUAGUUAUCAAUUCUGUGCUAAUUAUCAUACCUGUAUCUCUCGGAAGGGCUAUCUUCAACUCCAUUCCUCUUCUUCCGAUAACGCAUGGCAUUAAAUGCAAUGAUCUGUAUGCUUUCACCAUUGGAAGCUAUCUUAUCUGGACAGCCAUAGCUGGAAUCAGGUAUACAAUUGAGCAGAUCAAAUCAAGGAGGGCAGCAGUUUUGCUUGGCCAAGUUUGGAAGUGGUGUGGAAUUGUUCUCAAGAGCUCUGCUCUUUUAUCUAUAUGGAUAUUUGUGAUUCCUGUGCUGAUAGGGCUGCUGUUCGAGCUUCUGGUGAUUGUUCCUAUGCGAGUGCCAGUUGAUGAAAGCCCUGUUUUUCUUCUUUACCAGGACUGGGCUCUAGGAUUAAUAUUUUUGAAGAUCUGGACGAGAUUGGUUAUGUUGGACCACAUGAUGCCCCUAAUAGAUGAGAGUUGGAGAACUAAAUUUGAAAGAGUAAGAGAAGAUGGUUUCUCGAGGCUGCAGGGUCUUUGGGUGCUGCGGGAGAUCGUGCUUCCUAUUAUAAUGAAGCUGCUAACAGCUCUUUGUGUACCCUACGUUUUAGCUCGAGGAGUAUUUCCAGUUUUUGGUUACCCUUUGGUGGUUAACUCUGCUGUCUAUCGGUUCGCUUGGUUGGGUUGCCUAUGCUUAAGCGUGAUAUUUUUCUGCGCAAAGAGAUUUCAUGUCUGGUUCACAAACCUGCACAAUUCCAUUCGUGAUGACCGCUAUCUUAUCGGUCGGAGGCUCCAUAAUUUUGGGGAAGUAAGCGUGCAGAGGGCUGAUGAAAAAAUAGAAACUACUAAUUUGCAGAGGGAUGCUGUAAAUAGACAGGUUGAUGUGGGUUUGAGAUUAAGACGAGGCAACCAAGUUGAUGCUUGAUUUGAUUACGGUAUGUAUUCGUCCUCAUCCUAUUCAAAACCCAUUUGAAGGAAGUUGUAUGAGUUAAUUGUAGAUUAAUUCAUUAGUUUUGUGCAUAUAUAACAUGGUGUAAUAGUAGAGAACUAGAGUUAAAAGAGGAAUAUGUAUCACUGUAUUUUCUUUUUUAAUCCCAAUAGUUAAUUCGUCAUAGAAGAGGAAAAUUUAUUACUGUAUUUUCUUUUUAAUCCCAAUAGUGAUUCGUCUUAGCCUAAUCACAUUUUAAUUCGUU
Molecule: messenger RNA, 3820 nt
Organism: Amaranthus tricolor (Joseph's coat)
Lineage: Eukaryota; Viridiplantae; Streptophyta; Magnoliopsida; Caryophyllales; Amaranthaceae
Product: probable E3 ubiquitin ligase SUD1
Exons: 9
Coding region: 196-3552 (1118 amino acids)
Cellular component (GO): endoplasmic reticulum membrane
Molecular function (GO): zinc ion binding
Source: RefSeq, a predicted model, not a curated record